Neomonachus schauinslandi (Hawaiian monk seal) is the source of this 3100-nucleotide messenger RNA. It is a transcript of the gene SH3BP5L, whose product is annotated as SH3 binding domain protein 5 like. Gene Ontology annotation, biological process: intracellular signal transduction; negative regulation of protein tyrosine kinase activity. Gene Ontology annotation, cellular component: cytoplasm. The record is from RefSeq and is a predicted model, not a curated record. The coding region runs from base 503 to 1660 and encodes 385 amino acids. Gene Ontology annotation, molecular function: protein kinase inhibitor activity. Lineage: Eukaryota; Metazoa; Chordata; Mammalia; Carnivora; Phocidae. The transcript has 7 exons.
CGGGCUUGUUGCUGGGAGGGAGGGGGAAGAUUGUUUGCGGUGGAGGAGCUCAGUGUACGGGAAGGUAAACUGAGCUCCCCGGAGACUGUCGCCCCGCAGCCUCGGUUCGGGCCCAGCCUUCCUCUCCAGCUGCCACCACAGCCUGGAGGCGCCUGCCUCCGCCCUCCCGAAUGGUGCUACUCCUCGCAGGCCUCGGCCCGGGAUCCCAGCCCCCUUUGCCCCCCGCCUCGGAGCGGUUGCUCCGGGUCGCCCCUGGUGGACUCCCCGUGACGGGCAGGGAAGGACUUCUCCACAGACGAGGCUGUAGCUCCAGGAACCCCGCCGACGACUUGAAUCUUGGCCUCUAAUCCAGUGUGAGGUUAUUCCUCUGUCCCCUUUUCCACCCGCCGAGAAGAGAAACCCUUCUUCCUGCUCCCAGAGCCCGGGAAGCCCCAAGCUGGGGCCCUGGUCCCAGCAUGUCAGUCCUCUCUUGUGCAUAGGGCUGUGCCCUCUCCCCGUUAGCAUGGCUGAAUUCAGGCCGGUUCCGGGGGGGCGGGAGACCCCGCAGGGGGAGCUGCGCUCUGAGGUGGUGGAGGAUGAAGUCCCUCGGAGUCCAGUCGCAGAGGAGCCGGGAGGAGGCGGGAGCAACAGCAGUGAGGCCAAACUGUCUCCGAGAGAAGAGGAAGAACUGGAUCCUCGAAUACAGGAAGAGCUAGAGCAUCUGAACCAGGCCAGCGAGGAGAUCAACCAGGUGGAGCUGCAGCUGGAUGAGGCCAGGACCACCUAUCGGAGGAUCCUGCAGGAGUCAGCAAGGAAGCUCAACACGCAGGGUUCCCACUUGGGGAGCUGCAUCGAGAAGGCCCGGCCUUACUAUGAGGCUCGACGUCUUGCUAAGGAGGCCCAGCAGGAGACCCAGAAGGCAGCACUGCGGUACGAGCGGGCGGUGAGCAUGCACAACGCCGCCCGGGAGAUGGUGUUUGUGGCUGAGCAGGGAGUCAUGGCCGACAAGAACCGGCUGGACCCCACGUGGCAAGAGAUGCUCAACCACGCCACCUGCAAGGUGAACGAAGCGGAGGAGGAGCGGCUUCGUGGUGAGCGGGAGCAUCAGCGGGUGACUCGGCUGUGCCAGCAGGCUGAAGCUCGGGUCCAAGCCCUGCAGAAGACGCUCCGGCGGGCCAUUGGAAAGAGCCGCCCCUACUUUGAGCUCAAGGCCCAGUUCAGCCAGAUCCUGGAGGAGCACAAGGCCAAGGUGACGGAGCUGGAGCAGCAGGUGGCCCAGGCCAAGACCCGCUAUUCAGUUGCCCUGCGCAACCUGGAGCAGAUCAGCGAGCAGAUUCAUGCCCGGCGCCGGGGCCAGCCCCCUCAUGGCCCGGGCCAGCGGCGCUCCUCCCCCGUGGGGGCAGAGGCUGGGCCUGAUGGUGGGGAGGACGGGGACAGUGGGAUCAUUGAGGGGGCUGAAGGCGGGGGCCUGGAGGAGGGUAGUAGCCUGGGGCCUGGGCCUGCCCCGGACACAGACACACUUAGCCUGCUGAGCCUGCGCACGGUGGCCUCGGACCUGCAGAAGUGUGACUCGGUGGAGCACCUGCGGGGCCUCUCAGACCACACCAGUCUGGACGGCCAGGAGCUGGGCUCCCGGGGCGGGGGCCGGGGGGGCCGCCACCAGCGAAGCAUCAGCCUGUAGUCCACGCUCAGGGUGGCUCGUUCUCUUCAGCACCACUGGCCCGUGUAGGGCCAGACAGGCUCCAAGCUACCUCUCCUCAGGUCCUCGCUUCCCUUGGAGAGGUCAGGUUGGCCCUUGUCUCUGGUGGAUUUCUCCCUGUCCCUGCCCUCCCAGUUCCCUCCUUGCAGGUGGCAGCUCUCUUUGCCUUACCCCUUCAGAAGGCUUCUCUCUGGCUCUCACGUUUGCCCUCUCCCUGCCAGCUCCUCAUGGUCUGAUGCCGUUUGCUGCCCCCUUUCUGCUUUCCUUCCAUCUGUCUGGCUUUCCCCUCAGGGAACUUGGUCUAGAAGGCACAGGGAAGCCCGUCAGAGAUGCUGGGUCCUGGCAUCUUGGCCCCCUAGCUCGAGGAAAUAGGUGUCCCUUCCACCUCCCCAUGUCCCGAGGGGGUCUAGGGAUGCUACAGAGCUCUUCUGGCAGCCCUGUGCCCUAGGCCUCUGUCCCAGCCUGCCCACCUGGAACCUGUAAAAUGCACUGUAGUACUGUGUGCCUCUGGAAAACACUACCGAUCCCUACAGUGCUCCCUCCUCAUGACCGAAGCCACUUUGCUGUGUCCCGCAAAGCAGGACUGGAAGGGUACCAGUGUCAGAGAAGGUGAAACGCAACCGCACUGUCAACAAAGAGGACCCCCCCCACGCAUUCCAAAUAGGCUCCCAUGCGCAUGGUGUUUCCCCCAGCCGGGCUGGGCCGUUAACAUUGCUAAGGUGCUCGUGGGUCUCUAACAGGGUCCAUGUUGGGAGUUGGACAUGUAAUGAGGUCCUGAUGGUUGAGGCCCUUGCCAUUCCUGCUGCAGAGUUGGGUUUACUUUUUCUGGGUAGAGGAUGUUGAGCUGAAUCUCAGCACCCUCCUGCGGGGUGGAGUUAGGGAAUUUGGUGCUCAGUUGCUCUCCCUCUCUUUCCCAAACCAAACGAUACCUACUCCAGGAUCCCUAGGGGGAAAUGCUCAAGUUUGGCUGCAGAGCCUUCUCUGAUGCAGGGAGGGGUUGCCCUGGGUGAGGGGACCCACCCUCCAUGGGGAGCAGCUCUGGGGGUUUGGUGGUGCUCCGGGCUAUAUGGGGGGAAGGGUGGGGAAGCCACGCCAGAUCUGGGUGCCUUGGGAGAACUGGUCCUUCCUGCUUUCCCACCCUGAGAGGUCUGAGAGCUGGACUCUGGGCAGGAUAGCUUGUGCCUAGGGCACUGUGCUGCUGCCGUCAACUGGGAGGAGUGGGCUUCCACGUGGAGGGUGUCUCCCUCUGCUAAGGUGGUCACUAUGAGAACCACUGGGUUUGAGGUGGCCAUGGUGGAGGGAAGAAAGGGAGGGAGGACGUGGGCCUGUGUGUGUGCGUGUGCUGGGGGAGUGCGUGUGUGAGUGUGAGUGUGAGAGAGAGAGAAGGGUAUGCCCCUGAUUUUAUUUAAAUAAAAUAGUUUA